AUGGCCCUUAUUAUUAUUCUUCUGGGCCUGCUCCUCGGCGGUAUCUGUUGCCUCGAGGGCAUGGCGUUGAGCCCUAUGAGUGAUGACUAUGUGUCCCAAGUUCAACAAAUCGGCACAUGGGAACAGACUCCGUCGUAUGCCCCCACCCCAGGUUUCUUCGAUCGUGAACGUACGCUAUCCGUAUUUAGCUUUUCUUCCAACCAUGUACCUGAAGGACGUUCGUCACCCUUGCGUCAACGCCCGUCCAAUCAACUGGAUUUUCUCGAGGUAGACGAACGGGGAGGUAGACAAGCAAAUGAUGAACAAUCACCGAGCUACAUUCGUUAUCUGAUCGAGUGGAAGGUGACCCUAAAUAAUCGGGUGGUGAAGAAAGAUACCGAACAAGACCUGGUUCUGAAACCUGGUUCGUACUGGGAGCAAAUAACACAAAAUGCCGAAAAGGCUCUGCAACGAAAGGUCAAGCGUAACCAACGGAUCAUAUCCGAUGAUACUGAAAUAAUUGUGUCUGUUAAUGACCGCUCGCAAGAUGACCUUACCAAAACUUUCGACGGCACUGAUGUUGAUUGGACAAUCAUAGAAAAUCAGCUCCUAAUGUGGAGCAAUCUAUUACGUGUGGGCAAAAGACUCAAGCUUCGUAUCUCCAUUAACUAUAUAGAGGACACCGAUCUCCGGCCACUCACGGGAAGUACCGAUAAGAGAGGAAAGUCAUCGGUCACUAGGAGAAUGCUUUCAGAGCGGGAUACUCGCAUGGAUGCCGAGCGUGCCUCCGGGGCACACAUGGUUUGGCGCGAUGUGUAUAGAAUAAUGCGCUAUCCUGGCCGACCAUGCCGCAACAAUGGGCAAUAUUGCUGGCAAGACCCUGUCGGAAAAAAGCACUAUAAGCUCAAAACCCAUCACCUGACAAGUCUAAUCAAGUUUGUUGAGAGAGGUGGAACACUGGAGAACCAUGAUGAUAUUCCUCAUGAUCUUCGUCAAGAAAUGUAUGCAGAAGAGGAACAGCGCCAUAAAAAGCAAAAGAAAGAGUGCCCCCAAUCCGUGGUAGGAUCAACAUGUCCUCCAAUCAACAUUAACCUCAACCCGGCACAACCAACACAUCCAUUCUUGACCAGUUCUGAUGUUGCAACAUCAACCGUCUGCCCCGACCCUAUUGAUAUCUCCGGCCCGCUUGAUAUAGCUGUCGAGGAAUACAUUUCCUGGCAGGAAUCCCGUGUGAGCCGCACAGCUUUCAAAGCAGAAAUUGCUAAAGCAGGCAACGUGGCACUAGAGAACUGUCUGGAUCUUAGACAGAUUGACAAAGACCAAGACUUCGAGUUUUUUGUUAAGGAGGGCGUAAAAGUUGGCGCUGCACGCAGGUUCGUCAGCGAAAUAAGGUGUUGGCUCAGUGAGCGGCAAAGGAGAAACGACUCGGAGGAAAGCUUAGACAGUUUCUCAUUGUCGGCAUAG
Messenger RNA from Aspergillus affinis, 1443 nucleotides. RefSeq lists its product as uncharacterized. Bases 1 to 1443 code for a protein of 480 amino acids. NCBI's taxonomy places the organism in Eukaryota, Fungi, Ascomycota, Eurotiomycetes, Eurotiales, Aspergillaceae. The record is from RefSeq and is a predicted model, not a curated record. The transcript has 2 exons.